AUGCUAAAAAAAGGCUCUCGGUCGACACAGGCGUGUAAAGCAUGGUUACUUGAACAUGUCGCCUCCUCCGCAAAUCGCGUGAGUGGACUAGCCAAGUAUCUUGUCGCAUUAGCUAGCCUCUCGGGUGAGACGGCAGCAGUAGGCACAAGCACCGGGGCGUCCACAGCCCAUAAACCCGGACCGGGGACCUCCCUCAAGCGUCGCCGACUUCACAUCUUGUAUCUCCUCAAUGAUCUGUUGCAUCACAGCAAGUACCACCUCGACACAACGGCCACCUUCUCCACGCUUAGCGGGUCUCUGCAAUCCCAUGCGAUUGAGCUGGUUGGUUGUGCUGCUGCAUAUGAUCAACAAAAGCACCCUCGUCAUCAUCAGCGCCUCCAUGAGCUGCUGGACAUUUGGUCUGAGAAUGGGUACUUUGGCCCUGAGCUGAUGCAGAAGCUGCGCGAGACUGUGAAGAAUUCGGCAACCACUGGCAUUGUGAGUGGCCAGGCAUCGGCUGAUGUCUUAAUCGACGAGCCCGAUGGCGCCAAAAGGCCUGCCGGCAAAGAAGCACCUUAUGUCAUGCCACCUACACACGGCGAUCCUUCGACCCCAUACUACGACCUUCCUGCAGGCAACUGGAUACCUCAUAUCAUUCCUAAUUCGACUAUUCCGCUUCGCCCGGACAGUAUCAAGCCAUUGCAAUUUCUGGCGGGUCCAGCAGACCAAUCGCUUGUUCGGGUUUUGAAAGACUUUAUGUCAGAGGUGGACCAGAUCUACGCUACGGAAGACCUCGUCAAAGAUGAUGACCACAUGGAUAUCGACGAGCUUGGCCAACGGAUUACUCGAGAUGAGAUCACCGGCGAGAUUCUGGAUGGUGAGACGUAUUAUGGCUGGUCUCGUGCAUUCUGUCAACAAAUGAAACGGCGGCCAGGGUCACCACGCAGUCGUUCUCGAAGCCACAGCAGAUCUCGCGGAACUGUCAAACGGAGAUACAGCGAGAGCUCGCUGAGUGAUGACAGCGACCGAUCUCGUUCACACGGAGGAAGCCGCGCGAACGACCGGGAUCGUGAGUAUCGCCGACCUCGUGGCUCGCGUUCCCCCAGUCGUCCCCGUCGUAGGUCAAGAUCUCGCACCAGUGAGAAUUCCUAUAGGCCUGAAGAGCCCUUCUCAUCGCGCUUUCCACCUCCGGGCCAGCCCUCCUUCGCUCCGCCGCCGCCACCGCCACCGCCAGUAGUUCAUUCAAAGUCCUACCAGCCGAAUCAGCCAUACAUCCAACCACCUUAUCAGGCACCCAACUCUGGCGUCAACUUCGCUCCUCCACCUCCGCCUCCAUACCCCGGCGCCUGGCCGCCGGGCCUCCCCCCACCAAUGCCGGGCAUGUCCUUUCCCCCACUUGGCCCGGGCAUGAACCAUCCGGCAUUUCCUCACUCGUUCCCAGGGCAGCAUCAUCCAGUGCCUAUGCCUCCCGGACAACAGCCAUCUCAGGGACAGUACCAUUAUCCUCCUUAUCAUCCUAACGGGCAACAUGGUGGUGGGUGGAAUCAACAGGGUCCUGGCUGGCAAUAG
Molecule: messenger RNA, 1548 nt
Organism: Penicillium oxalicum
Lineage: Eukaryota; Fungi; Ascomycota; Eurotiomycetes; Eurotiales; Aspergillaceae
Product: RNA polymerase II-binding domain-containing protein
Exons: 1
Coding region: 1-1548 (515 amino acids)
Biological process (GO): intracellular calcium ion homeostasis
Cellular component (GO): perinuclear region of cytoplasm
Source: RefSeq, a predicted model, not a curated record